Molecule: messenger RNA, 573 nt
Organism: Phaeoacremonium minimum UCRPA7
Lineage: Eukaryota; Fungi; Ascomycota; Sordariomycetes; Togniniales; Togniniaceae
Product: putative cia30 family protein
Exons: 2
Coding region: 1-573 (190 amino acids)
Biological process (GO): NADH dehydrogenase complex assembly
Source: RefSeq, a predicted model, not a curated record
AUGGCAUCGCCAUCUGCCUCAUCCUACGGCUCCGGGACGCCCCCGCCACAAUCAACACCAUUAUCCCCUAAGUAUCUCUUUGGAGGAGACAGGCGAUGGGAUUCCUCUCAGUGGACAGACUCCGAUGACCGCGUGCGCGGUGGUCGCUCACAGUCCCAUCUGACGGUUAGCCGCGUGGGCGCUGCAACUCGUGCCGAGUUCUCCGGACACCUGGACACCUCCGCCCUGGGCGGCGCAGGCUUCGCGUCACAGCGCACGGUCGACGACCUUUGCUGCUGGGACCUGUCAGGCUAUGAGUCCCUCACGCUAGACGUUGCCGAGGCCGACGAGAAGCGCUACACCCUCAUCCUCAAGGACACGAUCCUGUCUCGACGUGACGACGGUCGCGAGCAGAGCACCGUGAGCUGGGAGUAUGACUUCACCGUCGGCACCGUCGGCGGGAACGCGGGUAGCACGACGGUUGUGAUGCCCCUGGCCGACUUCCAGCCGACGUAUCGGGGCCGACCGAAACCCGACGCUACGCCGCUUGACCUCUCCAAGGUCAAGAGGAUCACCUUCAUGAUGCGCAGGUAA